Molecule: messenger RNA, 1022 nt
Organism: Sesamum indicum (sesame)
Lineage: Eukaryota; Viridiplantae; Streptophyta; Magnoliopsida; Lamiales; Pedaliaceae
Source: RefSeq, a predicted model, not a curated record
UUCUAGUCUCUUUCCCAUUUAUUAUCAAGACACAAAAUUCACAUUUCAUCUCCCCACGUUGCCAAGAAACUUGUUCAAAAGAGACCAAUCAAAUUCUUUUCAGGUUUUCGUUUCACUUCCAACGGAAUUCCAGGGAAAUGGCAAUCGAAGUAUUCCCCGACAGCCCGAGCGUGGGGAUGAGCCCCCGGAUCUCCUUCUCCCAUGAUCUUUCUCAGGCCGACGUCGUCCCCGUCGAGCAGUACAUCCGCACGACUUCCUCCUCCACCAUUGAUUUCGACUUCUGCGUCUUCCGGGAGAGCUUCGAUCAAGAAUCCUCCUCCGCCGACGAGCUUUUCUUCGACGGCAAGAUCCUCCCCAUUGAAAUCAAGAAAAGAUUACCCCCGCCGAGACGACUGGAAGAACAACCACCGCCACCGCCACCGCUCCCGCCGCCGGCUCCUCAGAAACCCAGAAGUUCCGCCGCGAGUGUGAAUGAAACGAAGAACCCGAACCCAAACCCAGAAUCAGAAGAGAAGCAGAAGUCGUUCUGGCGGUUUAAGCGCAGCGCGAGCUUGAACUGCGGCAGCGGCUACGGCCGGACUCUCUGCCCAUUGCCGCUGUUAUCGAGAAGCAACUCGACAGGCUCUACCUCCAGCGGGAAGCGCUCGUCGCUGGCGAAUAAUCAGAAGCAGAAUCUGCUCAAGUACUCGUCCCUAAACAGUUCGCAGAAGCAACCGCAGUCUGGCUACUCCUCGUCCAGGCCGCCAUUGAAGAAGAACAGCCAUGCUUCCUACAUCAAUGGGGUUAAAUUCAAUCCAGUGUUGAAUGUUCCGCCGGCGAAUCUCUUCGGGCUGGGCUCCAUUUUCUCCGGCGGCAAGGACAGAAGCAAGAAGAAGUAUUAGCUAUAGAUCUGUUUGGCCAUGCUGUUCAAUUCAGUUCAUUUCUUGAUUAACAGAGUUGGUUUAGAGCAUGAUUAAGGUUGUAAUUAACGGGAGUGUGAAUUUCAAAGGGAUGUCGAAUAACAGGUGAAUGAUUUGGUUUCA